Molecule: messenger RNA, 2181 nt
Organism: Aspergillus novofumigatus IBT 16806
Lineage: Eukaryota; Fungi; Ascomycota; Eurotiomycetes; Eurotiales; Aspergillaceae
Exons: 6
Coding region: 1-2181 (726 amino acids)
Source: RefSeq, a predicted model, not a curated record
AUGCCACAGAAGCCAGCAGCAACUUUUACGUGCGUCAUCAACCUUGACGAACACGAUGAUAAAGAGAUCAAACGAGCUGUUCUUCCACGAACGGCCGAAAGGUAUGAGCGGAGUGUAGAGAUUUUUGAUCAAUUCCUUGAACUGCACCCCGCUGCCCGCUCUCCCCCGGACAUCAAAACCUACAAAGGAUUUUUGGAAUUUUACGCAAGAAACACAAAGGGUCGAAUCGAGGAAAGGCCUACGACGGAGACUGUGGAGAAUUUCCGCCGGGACUUUGAAACAGCUCUUACUCGGCUGAGGGGCUUCUGUGUCCCAAAGAACAUGUCUAAUACCUUGAAGGAGUACAUCAUAUCGGAUUUGAAGACCAAACUCAGUCUUCCAGACGUUGAGAUGUCCAGAGAUGGACUCUCUCCAAAUGAUUUGACCAUCCUCCUAACACAGCUCUGGUGUCGGGACUUUAAGGAAUACCGCGGCCAGUUUCCUGACCGGAGUAGAGUACAGCUUACCGCAUCAAUAUUGCUCUAUUGCUUUUCGUCCGCCCGAACUGGAGAGGUGCAUGAGUCAACAGCUCGCCGAUCUCUUGCCCGGCAGAAGGACGGCGGUGAUGACAAUGACGCGAAUCUUCGAGCCAGUGCCAUGGCCGCAUGUUACAAGCAUUUUAUCCUCACCAUAGAACUGGUCGAUGGCAUUCCGAUGUUAGUGUUGACUUAUGCUCGGGAGUUCGUGAAGGGGUACUGGAGAAAGAAAAAAUGGGAACCUCCAGUGCACGCUUUCUAUGAGGUGUACAAAGAGGAAGUCCCGCUCUUUUUUAACUUGAUUUUCUUCAUGCUUCCAUUGUUUUCCGCCGACCGUGCUUUCCGCCAUUACAAAUCGUAUACCGAGAUCCUUGAUGAAGUGGACUCCAUCAAGGUCAGCGACUUAGAGUCGCAGUCCAACCACGUUAUCUCCAGGAUCCAUUUUCGAAAAGAUCUCUUGGAUACUCCAGUGUUUAGGCCGUUCAGCGAGCUGGAUUGUGAAACCUCCACAGGUAGGGCAAGAGGUGCCGAUGCAUUUGGAAAAGAGUUUGCUGCACUUGGGUAUCGGGGUGGGUAUGAACUGAAUGUUACUGCCCGUGCAUGUCGUCGAUGGGCACUGAUGGAAACCGAUAAGAAAUACUCCCAGACGGCUCGAAUGAAGUAUGCUUCUCACACUGAAGCACGCACUUUUGGCCGAUCAUACGCUCAUCCUGUGUGCGAAGUGGAUGGACCUGCAACCUACUUGAAUAUUGCUUCCCGCCAUGAGCAUAUUCAAAAUCGACGCAGCAUGGGCAUACACCGUAACCCAAAUCUGUGGCAAUCUCUACCCGCAAAGGCGGAGUUUGAAUUCCAGGAACGAGAGGACGUCAUAGCACUUGACACAGAAUGCGCACUCCUCAGCUCCCAACUUGCGAAGGCUGACAGCCAGGAAAUGGCGCACAAGAUUCACCUGCAACGGCGUCGAGUCCAGAGUCAAAAGGAUAAGCUGUAUCUUGAGGAACUUAAACGACAACGGGAAGUCCAACAGGGUACCCAAACAGGAAGUGUCUAUGAACAAACUCUCUUCCACUACCGCCGGCGAGCUAUGCCAGAGAGGGACCUUCUCGCUCAGAUUUUACCGACUAGGUCAACUAUACGAAGCUCAGCUGGGCUGGACGCAAUGAAGGCACUAGAAACAAUCUGCAGCCAGUACGAUCCGGUAACCUAUCGGUCAGGCUUACGACCGGUCAACGGCAAGUGCAUGUGUGGUGAAUCAGUAGAUAAUGUAGACAAUUUUGCGGAGUUUUGCUUUGAGUGCGACAUGUGGUUUAACAAUCGUGAUGACUGGCGCCAGCACUGUGAAGAUCACCUCAGCAAGCCUACUGAAUUGCUUCGCUGCGAUCCGAUAAUAUUCCGGAAUUGCCCAGUGAAGCCUGGUUACUGCCCUUUCUGUCUGGGUAACACGAGCCUAGGGCCGACCCGACAGAUGGAGCAAUAUCUGGACAUGAGUAAAUGGUACAGUCAUGUUCAAUCUCACCUCAGCCACCAGGACCUAUCUGGUGAGUUUCACUGUCGGCAUCCCGCAUGCACACAGGGAUACGGGUCGUUGACUGAAUUGGCAUGUCACCUUGAGGAUGUCCAUUGCUACAAGCCUCCUCGUGGAAAGAAGCGAUCAUUGGAACCAUGA